Lactuca sativa (garden lettuce) is the source of this 834-nucleotide messenger RNA. Its product is annotated as protein CANDIDATE G-PROTEIN COUPLED RECEPTOR 7. NCBI's taxonomy places the organism in Eukaryota, Viridiplantae, Streptophyta, Magnoliopsida, Asterales, Asteraceae. The record is from RefSeq and is a predicted model, not a curated record. Gene Ontology annotation, cellular component: Golgi apparatus; membrane. Gene Ontology annotation, biological process: transport.
AUGGAGGGUCAUGCCGAGCUUUACAACAUCGAUGAUGGCAAUGGCACUACCAAAAACUUUUUAUCAGCCGGGCUAACACAACUCCGGUUUCUUUACAUCAUCUUCUCCUUCAGUUAUUUAACUCUUCUAGGGUUUUGGAUCUUAGUAUGCUUCAAGAACAGGAGAAUCUUUAACAGGACCCAUUUACUAAAGGGUGGGCUGCUUCUUGUGAAUUGUGUUCACUUUAUGUGUGUUGCUGCGGAUCUACAUCAUGUGAAGAUGACAGGAACUGCUCAUGGAUUGGAUGUUGUGUUUUUCAUAUUUCAGCUAAUGACGGCUGUUCUUUUGUCCACCGUGAUCGUGUUGAUUGGUGCGGGAUGGUUUUUCUGGAAGCCGUUUUUGAAACGAGAGGAAGAACUGGUUUUGAUGAUUGUGAUCGUGCUUGAGGUUUGGGCUAAUGUAGAUCCAAUAAUGCCAUGGGAAGCUGCUGUACCUUAUAAUAACAAAAACGGGUCGCUGGCAGAUGUCAUCUACUGCUUUGCUAUUUACUUCUCCAUAGCCUUGUCGAGUAUCUUGUUGGAUGAGAUUCGUGAGACUGAUUUGAAUGGUAAUAAGAAUAAGUUGUGGUUAUUUAUGAUGUUGACUAUUGUGUAUGUGCUCAUUACGAAGCUUUUUCUUCUUGCAUUGUCUACACGGUGGGAGGUUUAUGUGGUAAAGGAGACCACCAUUCUUGUGUUCUGUAUGUCGAUUCUUUACAUUUUCAGGCCAGGUUAUAGAGCGAGGAUCACAAAUGCUGCGGAGACUACUGGGCUUUCAACUUCCAACUCGAUUUCUUGUUUUUAUAGUCCUGUCUAG